CAAUGUUUGUGACUCAGUGUGGUCAAGGUUAAGCAGUUCGUUGCCCCCUUUAUACACCAAAUGACCCUUCCCUACAAGGUACCAUGUAUAGAUGAUGUGGGUGAAUUUGCAUAUAUAGAGUGACCUCCUGGAGUCCGAGGAGCCUUAGGCAGGGAAGCAGCAGGACAGGAGACUUUCUGACGGCUAAUUCAGUUAUUUCCUAAUCACCCUAGUGGUGCCAAAUGAGGUGUUUCUUGAAGUUGGAGAGAAUCUGAUGCAUGUGACGAGGACAGCAACUCCGGGAUAAGAGCUGUGUAUUCACGAACCAGAGCACGAAUCGGUGACUUUUUUUUUUUCCAUUCAGUACUUAUCUCGUUUUCAAUUGAGUCCAACGUUGACAUACAACUAACUUUCAGACAGGCUGCAGCAACCAUCUAUGCCCAGUAGAGGGAGUUGGAUUCACGGCGUGGCUCUUUUCCCAUCUGUUUUAAUAAGCAUGUUUCCGUGAAAGCUAUUCCAGAAACACUGCUAAGGGUUUGCUGUAACAUCCGAGGCUAGUCUACCAGUAUAAUGCACUUAAGUGUAAAUACAUUUUUUUUCGCAAAGGCGAUUAAUUGCGUGGCAUCUGGUCCCCGAUAAAUAGGCCCUCACGCGUAAAACACAUCGCAUUACACGGAUCAAUUCCUGGCCGUAGGACGGAGACGGCGAGGUGCCGCUUUUCCUGUGAUUGCGCGGACUCCGCCUGACGCCGUAUCGAUCGGAUCCCGGUCCUGUUUUAAAUGCUCCUCACUCAUCCCACCUCUGUAUCUCGGCACCUUCGUCGCCAACGGAUGCUCUUCACGUCUAUCAGAGUGGCACGCGCGUGCAAAGCUGCGUCCGAACCUCCAUCCACCGUCGCCUCCGAAAACUGAUCCGUAUGAAAUGCUCCCCAGAAUAAGCAGCGAGGAACCUUCCCAAAGCAUGUGAGCUGCUAUUGGUGUGAAGCGCCGAGAGAUGGAUGUCUUCAUCACCAUUCAGAAAGCCUACUAUCCCCUCCUGUGUGCUUUGGGAAUCCCAGCCAACCUCUUCACUUUCUACAUGGUCUGUUUCCGUAAAUGUGGGAUGUCGGUGACAGCCAUCGUUUACUUGGGCUCCCUUACCAUCAUCGACACCUUUUAUGUCCUCUGGGUGAUCCUUUUAGACCUCACCCUCACGUUCCUGCAGCAGAAGCCUUUUUGGCACUCGCACCCCUGGUGCAGCAUCCUGACCUUCCUGCAGUUCGGCUCACUCUACAGCUCCUCCUGGAUCGUGGUGGCCUUCACCAUUGAACGCUACUUGGUGCUGAGCUCCACCUAUGCCAGUAGGUGGCGCCAGACUCACACCACAGCUGUGCUCACCUGUGUAACCAUUGUCCUGCUUUCCCACCUGGCUUCCAUUCCCUUGUGCUGGAUCAACGCUGUUGUGAGCAUCAACAUCACUAUGCCAGACGGGGUAAACAUCUCCGGCCCCCGGUGCCUCUACAUGGAGGGUCCCUACUCCACGACAGUGGUGUGGGUCACCACCUUCCUCUCCAGUGGGCUGCCCAUCUUUCUCGUCGUUCUCUUCAAUUCGCUCAUCGUCAGCCACGUGGUGCAAGCCCACCGCCUCUUCACGAAGGAGGAGCUUCGAGCCAUGAAGGUUUCUGGGAGAAAUUCUGCAGGUGGAGUUCAGAGAAGCGUCCUGCUCCUGGGAACAGUGUCCGCAGCCUUUGUGGCAUUUAGCAUGCCCCGAUUCGUCACCUACUGCGUCCUCCGCACGGUGUACAACCGCGAGGACUUCAACCGCAAUGAUUAUGGACUGCCCAUCAACGUGGCCAGCGACCUGGCCAACAUGCUGCAAAACCUCAGUUCCACCACCAACUUUCUUCUCUACUGCGUGGUCAGCAGGCAGUUCCGCCACGAGUUGGUGCAUCUGCUUAGCUGUGGUUCCCGGAUCAGGCAGGUGGGUUCUGCUUUCACACAGAGCACCAUGAAAGUCUUCUCUGUGGCGGACCACAGGUCCACCACGAGCAGAGAUCCCGUCAACAUUGUUCUCACUAAGCUCCCCAAGCAGACUGAGUUUGGCUGAUGUUCUGCUGGAGGAAAAAGUAUCUCAAGCUCUUAGAAAAAGGAACUAAUCUGGUUGCCUGCGUAUACUGAAGAUAAUAAUGGAUGUCUAUAAAGUUUUUUCACUGUAUGCGCCGGCUCAUUCAUAUUUGUCGUUUGGGUCUUAAGUAAAAAUACUCCUGAAAAGUCACAUGAAUAUCAGACAAAAACUAAAAUCUUCAGAACUGGGAGCUUUUGAUUGACCACAAAAUGACAGAAUCCAUUUCUUGUGCUGCUAGCGAUCGGUGUUUUGAGCCACUUAGAAAAAAAUGUCUGUCUCGUUUUCCUGGUUCCCAGUAAGUGUUUAGGCUCUGCCUGUAAAGUAAAUGCAGGAAGCCACUUCAUUUCCACUCAAGUUACAACAUGGCAGUGUGAGGCUCUAUGUAACUGUACCAAUGGCAAUAAAAGUAUCUUAAUUAGGGACUGA
Molecule: messenger RNA, 2508 nt
Organism: Paramormyrops kingsleyae
Lineage: Eukaryota; Metazoa; Chordata; Actinopteri; Osteoglossiformes; Mormyridae
Product: probable G-protein coupled receptor 139
Biological process (GO): G protein-coupled receptor signaling pathway
Cellular component (GO): plasma membrane
Molecular function (GO): G protein-coupled receptor activity
Source: RefSeq, a predicted model, not a curated record